AUGGAGCAGAGUGAGCGACAGCCCUUGCUACCCUCGCCGAGCCAAAACAAUAACCCACGACCGCUAUCACUCGGUGAUCCACAUGUUGAAGUUCCUACCGAGUUCCAAGAUAGCCUUCCGGGCUCGGGUCCAGGAAAAAACCUCACCUGGACCAGUGCAUACAUCCUCGUCGUAUCCCGUGUUAUCGGCAGCGGCAUUUUCGCUACGCCAGGGUCCAUCGUGAAAUCUGCCGGAAGCAUCGGUUUAACUCUCCUAGUAUGGCUCUUCGGCACGAUUCUCGCAGCAUGUGGAAUGUCCAUAUCGAUGGAAUAUGGCUGCAUGUUGCCUCGGUCGGGAGGGGACAAGGUGUACCUGGAGCACACCUAUCCCCGCCCGAGAUUCCUUGCAUCUACUCUUAUUGCCGUGCAAGCAGUGUUGCUGGGUUUCACGGCUAGCAAUUGCAUAAUCUUCGCCAAAUAUACCCUUUUUGCGCUGAGCGUCGAGCCGACUGAUUUCCAGCACAAGGCCCUUGCGGUCGGUCUUUUGACUACGAUUAUCAUUGUUCAUGGGCGCUUUUUGAAAGCGGGAAUCGCUAUUCAGAAUGCCCUUGGUUGGGUGAAGAUCUUUUUGAUUGGUGCAAUGUCGCUAACGGGGAUUUGGGUUUUGCUUCUUCGCUUUUUUGGUAAUUCCCAUCAUAUAAUUCCCCAAGAAAGCUUUACCAGUACUCUAUCGUGGGAUUCCCUAUGGGAGGGUUCGAAUUGGAGCUGGGGGCUGUUGUCGACGGCCAUUUUCAAGGUCAUGUACUCCUAUGCGGGACUAAAUAACAUCAACAAUGUGCUCAACGAAGUACAUAACCCAGUGCAGACAGUCAAGACUGUCUGUCCUUCUGCAUUACUGACUGCUGGCGGUCUCUACCUACUAGCCAACACUUCCUACCUUCUGGUUGUGCCAAUCGACGACAUUAAAAACAGCGGCGAACUGGUGGCUGCAUUACUGUUCGAGCGCUUAUUUGGCGACCACAUUGGGAGAACACUGCUUCCACUUGCCAUUGCAAUCUCAGCAGCAGGUAAUGUGAUGGUUGUAACAUUUGCCCACGCUCGAAUCAACCAAGAAAUCGCUCGUCAAGGGUUCCUGCCAUUUCAAAAUCUCCUUUCCUCAUCACGUCCAUUUGGAACUCCACUUGGUGGCCUCCUCGUGCACUGGAUACCCUCAGUGCUAGUGAUUUCCAUACCCCCACAAGGAGACGUCUACAACUUCAUCCUGGAUGUGGAAGGAUAUCCAGGACAACUCUUUGCUCUCGCAAUAACAGUCGGCCUCUUGAUCCUUCGAUAUAGGGAGCCAAACCGGCCCCGGCCUUUCAAGGCGUGGCUACCCGCUAUUUGGCUACGCAUUGUGGUUUGUCUCGCCUUGUUGGCGGCACCUUUCAUCCCACCUCCGAAUUGGAAAGGAGACGUCGACUUCUUUUACGCAACUUAUGCUAUUGUGGGGAUAAGCGUGAUUCUUUUCGGGGUACUUUACUGGUAUAUAUGGACCGUGCUUCUUCCUCGGCGUGGAGGAUACACGUUAGAAGAGACGGUGGAAACACUGAAUGAUGGGACGAAUGUUACGAAGCUUGUGCGCUCCUACAAGUAA
This is a messenger RNA of Penicillium daleae, 1611 nucleotides long. RefSeq names its product putative methionine permease. Lineage: Eukaryota; Fungi; Ascomycota; Eurotiomycetes; Eurotiales; Aspergillaceae. Gene Ontology annotation, cellular component: membrane. Gene Ontology annotation, molecular function: L-amino acid transmembrane transporter activity. The record is from RefSeq and is a predicted model, not a curated record. The transcript is spliced from 4 exons. Bases 1 to 1611 code for a protein of 536 amino acids. Gene Ontology annotation, biological process: amino acid transmembrane transport.